AUGGCGCCGAUGGAAGACUUAAAGAGCAAACGCAAAGGACUGCGUGCCCGUUGCACGAGGGCUAUCAACCGCCUUAAAGAGAACAUCGAUAAGGACACGAUUUCGCUGCUGAGACUUGAGCGAGAACUGGAUGCCCUUGCAGCGGACUUUAGACAGGCAUGUGACAUCAAUACUGAUAUGAUUUCGCUGGUGGAGGAAGAUUCGACGGAUGCUGAUGCAUUUGUUCAUUGGGAGGCGGAACUGAUUGAGGUGUAUUACAACUUUAUUGAUGAAGCCGCUGCCCAUCAAUCGAAGCUGACCAAAGCUCGGCCACCUUCCCCCACAGCUUCUACUAGUGGGCCUGCAUCCGGUGCUGCUGUCAUCACGUCGCCCCCUGCUGGACUGGUUCCUGUGUCAUUGCCGCCAGUCACUGCUGUCAUCACGUCGCCCCCUGCUGGACUGGUUCCUGUGUCGCUGCCAAGCGGUACUACUGCUGCUGCUGCCACGACGGCCCCUCCUGGGCUGUUUUCCGCCUCGCUGCCGACUGUUCCUGCUACGUUGCCACCUGGUUUUGGUCCGCCACCCGGCUUGUCCCCAGUGAUGACUGCUGCUGGUCCAUUGUCGCUGUCAAGUACACCGUCCAUUGGUGUACCGCUUGCCAGCCCGUCUUCGAUUCGGUCUGGUGUUCGACUCUCUGCCGGAGUCGCGUUGGAUCCAGAGCCCACCUUCGACCGGUGGAUCGAUGAACUGGUGGAGUUUCAAGAGACGGUAUUGCCCGGUGGUGUCAGUGGUGAAUUGACUAUAGCGUCUGCCCUCUAUCGCAUAGAGGCGGGUAGAGACAUUCCUACAUUAAAGAUAAAAUCGUUCAGCGGUAAAGCGAUCGAUUAUGUAGACUUUAUCGAUAGCUUUAAACUACACAUUCAUGAGAAACCACAUCUCAAAGAUGAUGCCCGUCUUGCGCAAUUGAGAAUGCAUCUCUCUGGUGAUGCUGAACGUUUGAUAGCUGGUUUAGGAUGUGCAGGUGUGAUGUAUGCAACCGCGUUGAAACAACUUAAGGACCAAUUUGGGGCCCGCAGUGUAGUUGCUCGUGCCUUUAUUGAUAGAAUUGCAAGGGGUAAAAAGAUUGAUAAUUCUAGAGAUGCACUUCGUGAUUUCUCCAUUGAUGUUAUUAAUGUCAUCGCAGGUCUGCAGCGCCUCCAGUACUUCGCUGAUGUGAACGCCGUUGCAACUCUACGCCGCAUCGUCCAGCGUCUCCCUGAUUACCUCAUUGACAAGUGGCAGGACACAGCCGCCCAUAUUCGCGAGCGUGACCCUAUACGCGCGCCAUCAAUAACCGAUCUGUCCGAUUUCCUACGCAAGAAAGUCAGGGCAAAGUGCGACCCAGACUUUGGGGAUCUCCGCUCCACUGACAAGGGUGUUGCUGGUAGUAAGUAUGAAAAGCAAGGUACCGGUAGUCGCUCCUUUGCUGCGCAGGCUGUCAAGUAUAAGUGUUACAUCUGCUCUGAGCCACACAAGGUGCCUGAGUGCCCCACAUUUGUCAGUAAUUCAGUCUCAGAACGUCACAAUCUUGUCAAGACACAUAAUCUGUGUUUUUCAUGUCUUGUCAGGGGUCAUCGAUCUAAAGACUGCAGGUCGAAGAGGAAAUGUGGGAAAGCUGGAUGCACUAGGUGGCAUCAUGUGAUGCUACAUGUUGACUCUCCACCUCCGAUUGUCCAGUCUGCUCCUUUUUCAGGUUCUGCCACAGCGGCUAUUGACAAAAAUGGUAUUCUGCCUGUAGUUAGGGUGUUGUUUAGGGCUGAGAAUGGUAGGAUCAGGCAGGGGAAUGUCUUGGUUGAUUCAGGGUCAACGACCAACAUUAUCCGGAGGGAUUUUGCAAGAGGUUUGGGCCUCCAGGGCAAGAACGAGCCCAUUGAAGUUCAAGUUGUUGGUGGGUCACAGCAGGGCCAGCAGGAUAGUCGUAGACUAAAGUUCUGGAUUUCCCAUUUGGAUGGAGGGGAGGAGCACUUAGUUGAGGCUCAUGAGAUGGAUUGCACAGUAUCUGAGGUCUCACCUUUGAACAUGGAAUAUUUGCAUUCAUUUUCUCAUCUCAGGGAUUUGAACAUCUCCCACCCUGGUGGUCCAGUCGACCUAAUAUUGGGGGUUCAGUACAGUCAUCUCCACUCAGAGGAAGAGGUCAGGCGUGGAUUGGAUUUUGAGCCCAUAGCCAAGCGCAUCCCACUGGGUUGGUAUGUAAUCGGUUCUGAGGGGAAGGCCCCUAAGCGGCUGUCUGUGAAUCUGGUUAGGAAGGUCGAUAUGUCUGACUUGUAUGAUCUGGAGGUGCUUGGGGUCAGAGCCCCAACUUGUCAAUGCCCUGUUGAUCCCAUGUCCUCAGAGGACAGGAAGUCUCUAGCGCUGUUGGAGAGAUCUGUGAGUCUGGAGGGGGACCGAUACAUGAUCGGUUUACCCUGGAAGAGAGAUCCCUGUCUCUUGCCUGACAAUUAUUGCCUGACCAAGAAGAGGCUAAUCUCUUUGGAAAGGAGUCUGUCUCGUACUCCAGAGAAGGCUUUGCUUUAUGAUGCCGCCGUCGAGGAGUAUGUCGACAAGGGAUGGGCCGUAAGGGUUGACCCCUGUGAUCUUGAGAAGAGGCCUAGGUUUUAUCUGCCGCAUCAUGGCAUAUACCGUCCUGAUAAACUCAGCACACCCCUAAGAGUAGUCUUUGACCCAGCUUGUCAGUUCCAGGGUGUCUCCUUAAAUUCUUUUCUAUAUAAGGGCCCAAAUUUGAUUGGAAACUUGUUUGGAGUAUUGCUUAGGUUCAGGGAGGACUUAGUUGCUAUUGUGGGUGACAUCUCUAAAAUGUUCCUUCAGAUUUUGUUGAAGCCUGAGGAUACCGAGGUGCAUCGUUUUCUGUGGCGAAACCGGGAUGACACAAGAGACCCUGAAAUCUUCAAGCUGACCAGAGUUGCAUUUGGUGAUCGAUCAUCCCCUGACAUGGCGAGCCUAGUGAUGUUGAAGAUAGCUGAGCGCCACAAGACGUCUCAUCCGGAGGCUGCCCAGGUCCUAGAAGAAGAUCGAUACGUGGACGACCUGAUACAUUCCUGUGGAAAGACAGACGUUGCCCGAGGCAAGAUGAGUGAUCUUGAUGAAAUCCUAGCGACAGGGAGCUUCAGAGUCAAGGAGUGGUACAUUUCUCGUGGUAUCGGUAAACCUGAAGGUCAGCCAGCUAGUGUGCAUAGUGGUGAGUCUAUUAGUCUUGGAGGUAGCGGUAACGAUAGUGUCAAGACCCUUGGGGUCUCUUGGGAUCAUAGCACUGAUUUUAUUCAUUUCAAGGUGAAGGAUCCACCUGACUCGUCUUUGACUAAGAGGUCUGUAUUGUCUCAUCUGUCAACUCUCUUUGAUCCACUUGGUCUUGCUACCCCAGUCACAAUCACUGCCAAAAUUGCCAUGCAGGACAUUUGGAGACUCAAGGACUUUGGUUGGGACACUGGUCUGCCCCCCGACCAGGUUCAGCGAUGGAAUGAGAUUUUCUCCAGUUUCAAACAACUUGAGACAGUGUCUGUCCCUAGGUCAGUUAAACCAGACGACGCAUUUGGAAUUCCCCAACUUCAUGUUUUCGGGGAUGCCAGCAUUCAUGCAUAUGGGGCUGUUGCCUACAUGCUGUGGCCAACAGCUGAUGGUAUUAGCGUCCGCCUGUUCUCGUCUAAGGCUAGGGUGGCCCCACUCCACCAAACCACAAUUCCGCGCCUUGAGCUGAUGGCAGCUCUCAUUGCCUCACGUCUGGCUAAGACUAUUCAUUCUGAGCUGCGUACCAAGCCUGAGGUCCACUUGUGGUCUGAUUCUGAGAUUGUCCUCCACUGGGUCAAGUCUGACUCUCUCUCCUUGAAGCAAUUUGUUGGGGUAAGAGUUGCUGAAAUUCAGGCAACCUGGGAUCCCUCAGUUUGGAAGUUUGUCCCAACAGCCCAGAAUCCUGCGGAUGAUCUCACCAGGGGAUUGACACCAGAAGAGAUGGCCGGUCGCUGGAUUGAGGGGCCAGAGUUUCUGAGGAAAGGAGAGACACAUUGGCCAGCUCAGCCGUCGAAGAUUGCUGAAAGGGAUUGUGAGAAGAGACCGGAAAGACAACCCCCCAAUAUGUCUGCAUCAGAUGUGAAGAUUGUUCCACCAAUCAAGUGUGAAGACUAUUCAAGUUGGCCUAGACUUAUCAAUGUGACAGCAUUGUGCCUCCGCUUCUUUGGUAAUCUGAGGGCCAGGGCAAGAAAGGAGGAUAUAAAGACCGGAGAGCUUGAACCAGGAGAACGAGAAAGAGCUGAAAGGUACUGGGUUUCUACUGCGCAGAGAGGGCUCAUUGAUUGGGAAACUCGUUGCAAGGAUCUGGCUCCCUUUGAGGACAAUCAGGGUUUGCUCAGGGUAGGAGGUCGUCUUCGCAAGUCUCCGCUGUCCUAUGAUGAAAAUCAUCCUUUUCUCCUCCCAGCAUCUUGCCACAUUUCCAGAUUGUUGAUGAGAAAUGUCCACUGGAAAAAUGGACAUUGCGGGUCUGAAAGUACUCUCUGCCAUGGCCGGAGAAAGUACUGGUUUCUGAGAGGUCGGAAUUUGGCACGUCAGAUUGUUAGAGAUUGUGUGGUGUGUAGGAAAUUGCGCAAGUCUCCACUGGUCCCUUGGAUGGCUGACCUACCCAGUGAGCGUCUUGCAUUGUUUGCUCCAGUCUACAGUACUACAGGCCUUGAUCUGUUUGGUCCAUUCUUCCUCAAAUGUGGUAGAAAUAAGAGCACGAAGGCUUGGGGAGCCAUCUUCACCUGUGGUACUGUAAGGGCAGUACAUCUUGAGAUUGUGGAAAAUUUGUCCACUCAGGCAUUUCUCCAUGCCUUCAGGAGAUUUGUCUCGCAUCAUGGAUGGCCGUCAACUAUCAUCUCAGACAAUGGUAGCUCCUUUAUCAGCACGGAGAAGGAGCUAAGAAAACUUGUACAGGAAGGGCGAGAGCAAAUUCAAAGGUUUGCCGUCCUCCACCAAGUCAAGUGGCGUUUUAUAACCCCUCUAAGUCCAAACCAGGGAGGAUUUUAUGAAUCACUUGUAAAAUUGGUCAAGAAAGGUCUCAAGUUAGUUGUUGGACAACAAACCCUCACGUGGAAUGAAAUGUCCACAGUAUUCGCGGAGGUCCAGAAUCUGGUCAACUCCAGGCCAUUGGGUUAUAGUUCAAAUGAUCCCAAUGAUUUACAGCCCUUAACGCCCAACCACUUUCUUCUUGGAAGAGCAUCGGCUGAAACGCCACAAGGUCCAUUCAACCCAACCAAAAAUCUCCACAAGAGAUUUGAAUUUACCCAGAGUUUGGUAAAUCAGUUUUGGACACGGUUUGUUCGGGAAUAUUUGCCCACAUUGCAAAGAAGGUCUAAGUGGCUUCGGAAGGACAGAGAGGUUCAGGUUGGUGACAUUGUCCUUUUGGUUGAUCCAAGUGCAGUGCGCGGUCAAUGGGAGCUAGGUCGAAUCGAAGAAGUAUUCCCUGGAGACGACGGUGUCAUCCGCAAUGUUCGCGUCAAAGUCAAGACCGGUUUCAGGAAUCGUUCAAUUCAGAGAUGUGUUCCUAUCCUAGAGUGUGAUGGUGAGGACAGUGAUUUCGUUGGAAGUGUACUACGACUUGACGCCGCUGACCGCCGGCGAACUCCACUCGACGCCAGGUAUCAAACUGGUUUGAGUUUGGACUCCGGUAAACGCCAGCCAGGUGUGCUACCGAUUCAGCGGCGGCGAGUGGAGGUGUUUGGCGGCGAGCGGCGUUCAGUCGAACUCCUCUGGACGACAGAGUUGGAGUCGGGUGUGCUGCAAGCUUAA
Lineus longissimus is the source of this 5772-nucleotide messenger RNA. RefSeq lists its product as uncharacterized. Gene Ontology annotation, biological process: proteolysis; DNA integration. The record is from RefSeq and is a predicted model, not a curated record. Gene Ontology annotation, molecular function: zinc ion binding; aspartic-type endopeptidase activity; nucleic acid binding. The coding region runs from base 1 to 5772 and encodes 1923 amino acids. NCBI's taxonomy places the organism in Eukaryota, Metazoa, Nemertea, Pilidiophora, Heteronemertea, Lineidae. The transcript has 2 exons.